GUUACCAUGACAACUUCUGCAAAUAGGCGACACAAUCCAAGUAUCUUUAUUCAUUAAAAUCGUCUAAAAUUACCUCUUAAUCAAAUAAUUUGAAAAAUUGAAUUUAUGUCCGAAAAAAAAAAUUAUUUAAAUAAUGACACAGUCACAGGAUAAUUUAUCCGAUUUAAUUUCUCUCGCUGAAUCGGCUGGAAUUCAAACAUCGCCUGAAAUAUUUAGAGUCCUAAUGGAAUUAUUAGCACUUCAAGUAUGUCCAGAGGAUAUUUACACGCUUCUUCGACAAAUUAGUAGAAUUUCGCCGCAAAAGAGAAAAUCUGCACCACGUCCAAAUCCAAUGUAAAAAAAAAAAAAAUUCUAAAAUAAACAAAAAAGAAAACCAAAAAUUUGCUUUUUUAAAUUAAAUUAUAUUUUAAAAAUUUAAAUAA
Messenger RNA from Leptopilina boulardi, 422 nucleotides. RefSeq lists its product as uncharacterized. The record is from RefSeq and is a predicted model, not a curated record. The coding region runs from base 134 to 337 and encodes 67 amino acids. The transcript has 2 exons. Lineage: Eukaryota; Metazoa; Arthropoda; Insecta; Hymenoptera; Figitidae.